Molecule: messenger RNA, 897 nt
Organism: Brassica napus (rape)
Lineage: Eukaryota; Viridiplantae; Streptophyta; Magnoliopsida; Brassicales; Brassicaceae
Exons: 2
Coding region: 108-470 (120 amino acids)
Source: RefSeq, a predicted model, not a curated record
UCAGCCUCUAAUAAGGAAAAUUAAAAAAGGGAUCAGAAAGGGAGUUUCAUUGUUUGCUUCACAGUUCUUCCCAUCGUACUUUGUUUAUUUUUCUUACCAACACUACCAUGGGAGCCUGUGCGAGCACGCCUAGGAAGUCUGAUAUUCUUGAAACCCCUGCCACCACCGAAAACGCUGUCGUUGAGUCCAAGAACGUCCAAACCGAAGCUGUAUCUCAGGAGAAGGCAGAUGAAGUUGUUGCAGAGAAGAAGGAAGAGUCUAAUGUAGAUGAAGCAGAGAUACAGAAGGAGGCUGAACCAGCCAAACCGGCGGAGGCAGACAAGCCUGUCGAGGCUGUGAAGACCGAGGAAACUCAAGAAGCUGCUGUUGAUGAGAAAGCUUCUUCUGGUGAGACUGAGCCACCAAAACAAGAGGAGGCUACAACCGCCAGUGAUACCAAAACUAACGAAGAGCCUCUUGCAACCCUUUAAACUCAUUUCUCAACUCUGUAAUAUGUACGUUUCUCAUCAUUGUCGUAUUUCUAUUGCUGCCACAUGUAUAACAAUAAACUAAUUUCUAUAAUUAUCCAGCGUGGUACGUAUCUAUUUGUUGGGCUUAGGUAUAAAUGGGCUUUAAAUUAACCAAUGAUUUUUUGUUUCAGUAAAGGUAAAGCUAAGUUUUCUUUGUCCCACAUCGGAACAAGUAGUAGAGUUGAUAGGUGUUGCGUAGAUAUAAAUAAAGAGGCUCUCUCACACUAUCAAACCAUCUUUGCGCUUGGGGCAAUGACGCAGCUAAUGAGGUACUAACCGAGGCGCGUCUAUUGCUGGUUGAAAACUAUUUCCAAACCCCCUCCUGGGCCUAAGCUUGUCUUGGGCCUUCGAGAAUUUCUGGAAGGGCUCCCUUCGGGGUAAAGCUCUA